Messenger RNA from Penicillium argentinense, 1299 nucleotides. RefSeq lists its product as uncharacterized. NCBI's taxonomy places the organism in Eukaryota, Fungi, Ascomycota, Eurotiomycetes, Eurotiales, Aspergillaceae. The record is from RefSeq and is a predicted model, not a curated record. Bases 1 to 1299 code for a protein of 432 amino acids. The transcript has a single exon.
AUGUAUCAUUACUCCAGUCCACCACCCGGGUGGUCUGCCUACGACUACACUCAGUCGCCGCCGACCUCGCCGUACUACGCCCAAUACGCCUCGCAAUAUGCCAACACCUAUGCCUCGCCGCGAGGCACCACGCGACGAUCCCACACUCGCAAGGCCAGCUACACGGCCACCAAGGAGCCGGGCUGGUAUUCGGCCUACCCGCAAAGCUACUACGAAGCGACGCCCGACUACGGCAUUCCGUCGCGCAAGCACGAUCAUGUAAGUGCUUCCUUUGCGGGUUCGCCCAAACACCGUCGCACCUAUACGACCGGUCAUCCUGCGGGGGAUGGCUGCGGCUACGGAUUCGGAUUCGGAUUCGACUCGCAAUCGCAGCAACGGCCCAACAUCUAUGUCGAUGUGGCCGACGAUGCAUUCGAUGUUCACCUUCCGCGCAACGCCUUUCGCGAAGCCCGAUCUCGCCCCGGCCGUCCCCCGGCCUCGACCGCCAGACCAGCCAACACCUCGGCGCGGGCCUAUCCCAGUCAACCUGGUGGGCCCAGCCCAGGCCAGCACCGUCGCACCGCCUCGGCCUCGCACCGCAAAGCAAACCCUGUCGCUGAUUCUCACUUUUACUUCAAUCAGGCUCCCAACUACGAGGACAUCGAAUCAGCUCGUCGCUCCCGCACACGUCGUCAAUCGACCUCGACGCGCACCCCCAACAAGCCCAAGCCGCCACCCGCGUCCAAGCCGCCACCCACCGCCACUGAAGAAGAUGCCGAGCGCGCAGGCAUCCCGCCCGGAUAUAGCAUCAAGAACUGGGACCCAACCGAGGCUCCCAUCAUCCUGCUGGGCAGUGUCUUCGACGCCAACUCCCUCGGCAAGUGGAUCUACGACUGGACGGUGUUCCAUCAUGGCGCAUCGACCCCUAUGGCGGACGUGGCAGGGGAUCUGUGGCUGCUGCUGAUCAAGUUGGCGGGCAAGGUGAAGCGGGCGGACGAGUGUCUUCCGCGCAUCAAGCACAUCGAGGCGCAGGAAGUGGUCGAGGACUUUCUCGAGAGUGGCGACCGUCUCUGGAACCGAUUCAAGAAGCUGCUCAAGGCCUGUGAGCUGUACAUGUGGAAGGCGGCUAAGCGGGAAAGUGGUGGCAAAGGCGGGCCCGUCUCGAUGGGGCGCAAUGCCGGCUGUGAAUUUGUCGAGUCCAUCUUUGGACGCGAUCGCGAGCUGGAGAAUACGGAGAAGCUGAUGAAUAGUAUUCGGCUGUGGAAUAUGCGGUUCGACGCCAACUGCGAGGAUAUCUUGCGCCGUCCCUCCGCCAAAUAG